AGUGCAAAACAACCAUGGCUGCUGCAGGAAAACUCUUUUCGGGUCGGUUCCAGUUGUUGAAAUCUUUGAACCACCAUAGCUCUGCAAAGUUUUCCACUGGCCGUCACUUAUGUGCACAAAAAAGUUAUGAGUUGUUGAUAGUGGGCGGCGGGACGGGCGGAACGGUGAUUGCUAACAAAUUCGCCCCGAAACUUGGAUCUGGUAAAGUUGCAGUUAUUGAACCCAGUGAUACACACUACUACCAGCCAAUGUGGACACUGGUAGGUGGAGGGAUAAAGACACUGGAAGACAGCAGUCGGCCAACCAAGAAUGUGCUACCAAAGCAAUGUGACUGGAUUAAACAGAAAGCAGCAUCCUUUGACCCACAUAAGUGCACUGUAACUACAGACAAUGGAGAUGAGAUAAAAUAUCAAUAUUUGGUUGUGGCCAUGGGAAUACAGCUCAACUAUAAUAAAAUAAAAGGCCUCCCUGAAGCUUUUGAUGAAGAUCCCAUGCUGACCUCCAACUACAGCACGGAUUAUGUAACCAAGACCUACAAAGCCCUGAAUGAGUUCCAGGCAGGCAAUGCCAUUUUCACCUUCCCAAACACACCCAUCAAAUGUGCAGGUGCUCCACAAAAGAUAAUGUAUCUGGCAGAAGAGAGGUUUAGACAGAGAGGUGUUCGAGACAAAGCAACUGUGAUGUUCAACACAUCAUUGGGUGUGAUUUUUGGUGUUAAGAAAUAUGCUGAUGCCUUGUUGAAAGUUAUCGAAAAAAGAGAUAUCAAAGUGAAUUACAAGAAGAAUUUGAUUGAAGUUCGCCCGGGUAAAAAAGAAGCUGUAUUUGAAAAUUUGGACAGCACCACAGGUCUAGGGGAGACACAAACUGUCCAAUAUUCAUUCAUGCACAUCACGCCACCCAUGUCAGCGCCAGAUGUUCUGCGUAAUAGUCCCCUAGUGGAUCAAUCAGGCUUUGUGAAUGUCAAUAAGAAUACACUACAGCAUGUGGAAUUUUCUAAUGUCUUUGGUAUAGGGGACUGUACCAAUGUCCCCACAUCAAAGACAGCAGCAGCAAUCUCUGGGCAGUGUGGCGUCCUUAGAAAAAACUUAUGGGAGGUCAUGCAGGGCAGAGAGCCAGAGAAAGAGUAUAAUGGCUACACCUCCUGUCCUCUUAUUACUGGGUACAAGUCCUGUAUCCUGGCAGAGUUUGACUUUGCUGGCAAUCCUCUGGAGACCUUCCCAAUCAAUCAGGGGGUGGAAAGACGUUCCAUGUUCCACAUGAAGAAAGAUGUCAUGCCACAGAUGUACUGGAAGUUUUUGCUGAAUGGAUACUGGGAAGGACCAGACAUUCCAAGAAAAAUUAUGCACUUGGGGCUCAGCCAGUAAAAAGAGAAAUAAGAAGAUAUGUCCAAAGCACAAUAUCUAGUUUUAAACAUUUUAGUUCAUUGAAUAGUGUGACACAUAUCAAGUGGUUUCAUGGUUAGCUUAUAUUACUUCUAUUUUUCUAUAUGGUUAUCAUAUCAACUACAGUAAUUCUAUGCAUUGGAUUGAAAAAGGAAAGGUGAUAUUUUAUAAUUAUGAUUUCAUAUCAGGCCAUUGUGAUUGGAAACAUUUGGCAGCAGUAGUAAGUCAAGUUUAUCUUAAGCUACUAUGCAUUGGAAGUGUUAAUUAAUUUGAUUUAAUCAGCAGUAGCAGUUUAUCCUUCAUAUCGAUUGCUGUGUGAAUUAAUUUUUAUAUGUGGUAAUGAAUGCAGUAUUAAACACAAAUUAAAAGAAUGGCAAUGACCAUUAAACCUUUGAUGAAGCAAUGAUGUGACACAAUUUAUGAAAUGUAAGGAUGCUGGAAACCAGUGUCAGAAACUUAACGUUUACUGCUUCAUGCAAUUAAAGCAAACCAGCAGACCCAGUAUGCCCCACUGAUGUUGGUCAAAACAUAUAAAACAAAUUUUCUCAGGUUCACUCAGCAGUUUUGCCAAAUAGGUCUUAUAUUAUUAUUUAUAUAUUAUUAUUUUUCAGUGUAGACCUAGCACAACGCACAGUUUAUUUCAGCAUUAUGUUUUCACAAAGAAGCCAAAGGAGAGAACAGCAUUACAUACCAAGAAAGCAGCACAAAGCACUUGAAAAGCAUUGGGUUUCCAGGUUGAAUUUUUUCUUUUACAAGUUCAGUUUAUGUUACCUUAUCAGAACACUGUUAUUGUUAUCUUGUGUGUUUAGUUUGAAGAAAUUCCAAAAGCAGUGGACUGCAUUUUUCAAAAGCUUUAUCAGAACACUGUUAUUGUUAUCUUGUGCGUUUAGUUUGAAGAAGUGCCAAAAGCAGUGGGCUGCAUUUUUUUUU
This is a messenger RNA of Lingula anatina, 2312 nucleotides long. RefSeq names its product sulfide:quinone oxidoreductase, mitochondrial. The record is from RefSeq and is a predicted model, not a curated record. Gene Ontology annotation, molecular function: FAD binding; sulfide:quinone oxidoreductase activity. Gene Ontology annotation, cellular component: mitochondrion. Lineage: Eukaryota; Metazoa; Brachiopoda; Lingulata; Lingulida; Lingulidae.